UCUUGACGAAAAUAAUACGUGACGGCCAUUUUCUCCUCCUUCAACUCCUCUUCGGAACGUUGCCUGACGCCCUUGUACCGGCAAUCGUUAUUUUUGAUAAUUUCUCAUUAUGCGAGUGAAGAACGAGCUGGAUGAAGAUGAACAAGGGAAACUAUUUGUUGGAGGACUCAGCUGGGAAACAACUCAAGAAAACCUGCAGAGGUACUUCAGCAGGUAUGGGGAGGUCAUUGACUGUGUUGUCAUGAAGAACAGUGAAAGUGGAAGGUCAAGAGGAUUCGGUUUUGUCACCUUUGCCGACCCCGCCAAUGUCACACUUGUGCUACAAAAUGGGCCUCACCAGCUUGAUGGUAGAACGAUUGAUCCUAAACCUUGCAACCCUCGAACGUUGCAAAAACCAAAGCGUAGCAGUAGUUAUCCGAAGGUCUUCCUCGGGGGAUUGCCUUCCAAUGUCACGGAGACAGACCUGAGGACAUACUUCAUGCGCUUUGGCAAGGUUAUGGAAGUCGUUAUCAUGUAUGACCAAGAGAAGAAGAAAUCAAGGGGUUUCGGCUUUUUGUCGUUCGAAGAUGAAGAAUCAGUGGAGAGAUGCGUUAGUGAACAUUUCGUCAACCUUAGUGGCAAGCAGGUUGAGAUCAAGAAGGCAGAGCCACGAGACUCCAGCAAGAUGAAUGACAACUCUGGGGCCAAUCAGUGGGGCCCCCCACAGAAUGCUGGACACAUGGCUAUGGGCGGAGGCAUGGGCAUGGGUACCCCUAGUGGCCAGAUGGGAGGCCCCAUGGGAGGUAUGGGACCAAUGGGUCCAGGCAACAUGAUGCAGAGCUACCAAAGCUGGGGAUCCACCCCACAGACCGGAGGAUACCCAGGGCAAUGGGGCCCAUCAAACCAACCUCCAAUGAAUGGCUACGGAACACCAUCAGGACCAGGAGGCUACCAGAACUGGGGAGCCCCACCAGGACCCCAGGGUCAGCAGAUGGCACCCCCGCAGUGGGGGCCUAACUACCCUUCUCAGCAGACAGGCUAUGGAUCUUAUGGGCCUAACCAGACCGGGUACGGUAACAACUGGAACUGGAACAUGCCCCAGAAUGGCCCCACGGCCCAGGGCGGGCCUCCCGCUGCUGGGGCCCCGGGUCCUCAGAGCAGCAGCUACGCAGGAGACAUGUACUCAGGAGGAGCCGCCGGAGCAGCACCAGCCGGUCCCACUCCCCCCGCUGCUCCUCAGAAGGCUGCCAACGACUACGCUGGCUACGGCGGCUACACUGGCUACCAACAGGACUCGUCCUCGUACGGCGGAGGUCGCAGCUACGCAGGCCCAGACUCGGCCCAGGGCUCAGGAGAUGCCAGUCCCAUCCCCAGUGCCACUGCCAAGGCAGCCUACCUCACUGCUCUGUCUACGGUUCCAGACUCAGCUUACUCCGGAGCUCCAGGACCACAGAGAGGCAACAGCUACACACCGGGAACUCCUAGCUUCCACCCCUACAGGCGCUAGGCACUACACCACCACCACGACAAUUCAUUUUCAUGUAUUUGUAGUUGUACUACACAUAUUUUGUUGUGAGUUAUUUUGUACAUUUAAAUACCAUUCCAUA
Molecule: messenger RNA, 1586 nt
Organism: Macrosteles quadrilineatus (aster leafhopper)
Lineage: Eukaryota; Metazoa; Arthropoda; Insecta; Hemiptera; Cicadellidae
Gene: Hrb27C
Product: heterogeneous nuclear ribonucleoprotein 27C
Exons: 13
Coding region: 110-1486 (458 amino acids)
Molecular function (GO): RNA binding
Source: RefSeq, a predicted model, not a curated record